This is a messenger RNA of Penicillium psychrosexuale, 642 nucleotides long. RefSeq lists its product as uncharacterized. NCBI's taxonomy places the organism in Eukaryota, Fungi, Ascomycota, Eurotiomycetes, Eurotiales, Aspergillaceae. Gene Ontology annotation, molecular function: ribonuclease III activity. Bases 1 to 642 code for a protein of 213 amino acids. Gene Ontology annotation, biological process: RNA processing. The record is from RefSeq and is a predicted model, not a curated record. The transcript is spliced from 3 exons.
AUGAGCAAGGAUUCUGUGGAAUUCAUUCGAAAGCUAGUCGCUUGUCCAGAAUUAACCGAUUCGGACAUAGACGUUGCGCUGACCGCUGCUGGAGUAGACGAACUUCUGCCGGAUGGAAACAGAAUAUUAGCCCAAUUGGGCUUGGCGGCGACCGGGUUCUUGAUUGAUUCCAGCAUUGCCUUUAUUACGUUAUCUCGAGAUUUUACAUCGAAGCUCAAAUCCCGUGUCAACGGUAUCCAACACCGUGCAGACAUUGCAAAGCGUACUGGCAUCGACAAGCACUUGAAAUUUGAUUGUCGGCCUGGUGCUCGCUCGUCCGGCGUUCUUGCUAUAGCGACAAGUGCCCUUAUCGGAGCUAUAUACCUCAGGAAAAAAUGUUUCAUGUCCGUGGCCAAGGGACUUUACUCUCUAGGCGUCCUAGACGAGCACCUUGACCAGCUCAACUUAAUGGGAAUAUUCAAAGACGAGCAGACAAAUCCGCUGCUUUUGCCUUCCUUGGUGGAGAGUGACCCUGCCCAGACUAGCGAAAUCGAUACUUGGAGUCAAGAUAUUCCCCCUUUGCCGGAUUUUCCGACCACUCCGGAUCUAGGGGGCUUGUCUAACUAUACUAUGAAAGACUCUACAAUGAGAAUGGAUGAUUGA